AUGAAUUAUUUUACAUAAAUAGUAAAUUUUAAUGCUUUCUAUAUAUAUUGUAUUUUUAAUAUUAUUGUCUGUAAGGCAUAUUUUAUCUUGCUAAUUAAUUAAUAAGGUCAAUUCUAUUAAUAAUAUUUCUCUAAGUUUAUUUAAAAGCUUUUUGUAAAAGUAGCUUUUUUAUAAAUCAUCUUGUAUGUAUAAAAAUUAUUUAUUUUCUUUCUAUUAAUUUCUCCUAUUAACUCCUCCAUCAAAUUUUUGUAUGGUAUCAAAAAAGUUAAGUAAAUUAUCUAUUUUUAUGGACUAAGAAAAAAAGGUUUAUCUUACACUAAUUUAAUUAUUUUUUUAUCUUAUCAAUCAUCUUAAAGAAUAUUUAUAAACUAAUAAAAAUCAAAUAUAUAAAUAUAUUCCUCCUCAAAUUAGAAUAAGAUGAACAGAAAAGCUUAAGUUGAAAAUACUGCUAAUUUAGUUAAAUUGGUAUUUACCACAUGCGUUGGAUUUUCAGGAGUUAUUGUUUCUGUCCUUGUUGGUAUUAAUUGCGCUACUUACUAUAAUAUGACCAUUUUACCAGCAUUCAUUAUCGGUUUCAUUCCUUUGGUUGUUCAUUUCCAAAAGCAAAAGAACACAAGCAAAUUAUUUUAUUUCAUGAUGUGGGUUGUGCACUUUUUCUGUUUUGUCUUCUAAUGUGUUUGGGAUUAGAGCUAUAACAACUAUUAUAACAGCCAAUCUUCCGAACAGACAUUUUAUUGUCCUAAAACUUCUAAAACUUUAAAAUCCGAUUACUCAAUAAAAAUUGGAAUAGGUAAUUACUAUCUCUUAAUGCUCAGUAUUACUUUCUUCCAUCUUUUAGAAUGUAUUCUUCUUGCAAGAAAGGUUUAUGAAUUAGCUGAUAGCAAAAAAUCUAUUUGA
Molecule: messenger RNA, 897 nt
Organism: Tetrahymena thermophila SB210
Lineage: Eukaryota; Ciliophora; Oligohymenophorea; Hymenostomatida; Tetrahymenidae
Product: transmembrane protein, putative
Exons: 2
Source: RefSeq, a predicted model, not a curated record